AUGUCUUUGGUUGCUACAACAAAAACAAAUCUAGAGGAGCAUUCUCCCAGUGUGGGGUUAGAGCACAAUCGGAAAUCUGCAGAAUGCAAGAGGAGCCUUGGCCUGGAUGAUUUUCCCAGGAACAUUAACACUGCUGAGAAAAGUGUUGAUUAUAGUCAGUCUCAGUGUUCCAGCAGAAAUUCAAGUUCUCGCUAUGAUUACUCAGAAGACUUUCUCUCGGACUAUUCAGAAACAGCUGUUAAUAGAAAUUACCUAGAGCAGCCUUUGGUAAAAGAAAAGAAGGAGAAGAAAAAGUAUGCUUCUAUACUCUCUGAACCCAGAGGUCCUAAGGAAAUAUCAUCUGGAAAAAAGCCAAAGUGGAAUACAUCUUUUUUCAAUGCUCAAACCAAUACAAUUAUCCAAAGAAGAGAUGUUAUGGCUCAUCGCAUAUUGUCGGCAAGACUCUGUAAGAUUAAAGAACUGAAAAAUGAUUUAGCCGAUCUACAUCGUAAAUUGGAAGCAACAGUCAUAGAAAACCAAUUUUUGAAACAACUUCAGUUUAGGCACUUAAAAGCUAUAGGAAAAUAUGAGAAUUCACAGAAUAAUCUCCCUCAAAUUAUGAUUAAACAUCAGAAUGAAGUGAAAAAUCUAAGGCAGCUACUUAGGAAAUCCCAGGAAAAGGAAAGAAUGGUGUCUCGGAAACUUAGAGAAGCCGACAGUGAGCUAUUGAAGACUAAGGAUGCCUUACAGGCACUGCAGAAACUUUCUGAAGAUAAAAAUCUGGCAGAGAGGGAAGAACUUACUCAAAAGUUAACUGUUCUUACAACAAAAUUGGAGGCAAAUGACAAAAAAAUACAGAACUUGGAAAAACAACUGAGGUUGAAUAAGAAAGCCUUUAAUCGGCAGUUGGCUAUUGAGAACCGGAAGACAUUAGCAGCCCAAACGGCUACAAAGGCUCUACAAAUGGAAGUAAAACGCCUGCUUCAAAAGCUUAAGGAGAAAGAUCGAGAGCUUGAAAUUAAAAACAUCUAUACUAAUCGAAUACUUCAAAAUUUGCAUGACAAAGAUGAUUAUCCAAAAGUUUCUUCAACAAAAUCAGUACAAGCAGACAGGAGAAGUUUUCCAUUUACAAGUAUGAAACACCAGGAAACUCAAAAAUCAGAUGUCCCCUUAUUGACAACUAAGAGUAAAAAGACAACCGUAAGCCUUGCUCAUAAGGAAAAAUCAACUGAAUUAAACAGUGAAAUUCUGCACUAUAUCAGUAAACUACAAAAUCAAGAUUCUAAGAAAAGGCAUGAAGAUUUAUCUCUGGAAAAGGUACAUCUAGAAGUACAGGCACCUGUAGAAAAUAUUGACAAAAAGCCAAGAGAGAAAAAGGAAAAUCAAGACAAGCAAACCACCUUAACUAUUGAAGAGCAAGCGCUACCAUCAAAAACUAUCCCAGUCAUUCAUCCCCAAGAGGACAGGUAUCAAGAAGGUGACACAGAAACAGGAAAGUCUGAGAGUCUAGAAACCAAUGACAUGAAUGAAAUACCUGGUAAGUACGCGGUCCCAAACUCCAAAACAUCCUUCCGACAAAGAAAGCAUUACUCAUUCACAGAAACGAUUGAAAACUUGCACCAGGGCCUUCCUACUUCAAGUGGACCAGCCAACAUAAGCAUCACAAGAAGCAAACAGCGCAGUAACACAGAACUGAAGUUAGAACCCAGUGGGUAUGAGCCCUCUUUUGGUAAGUCUUGCAGAACAAAAGCAAAAAGCACAACUUUUAGAGACAAGAAAACCAACCUAAUGGAAGAACUCUUUGGAUCAGGCAAUGUCUUGAAAGAUGACGACACAAGCCCUGCUGCGAAAAGGCCGGAGGAGCCUGUGAGAAGUGAAAAGACGCACCAGCUGCCGCCCAGUCAGGUCUCCGCCAGCAACGCGUUCGGAGAUUCUAAAGUAACUGUUGUAAAUCCUAUUAAGUCAUCUUCACCCCAGGAAGGCAAAAGAAAAAUAAUUAUUUGA
Messenger RNA from Echinops telfairi (small Madagascar hedgehog), 1983 nucleotides. RefSeq names its product lebercilin LCA5 like (gene LCA5L). Bases 1 to 1983 code for a protein of 660 amino acids. Gene Ontology annotation, biological process: intraciliary transport. NCBI's taxonomy places the organism in Eukaryota, Metazoa, Chordata, Mammalia, Afrosoricida, Tenrecidae. Gene Ontology annotation, cellular component: axoneme. The record is from RefSeq and is a predicted model, not a curated record. The transcript is spliced from 7 exons.